Messenger RNA from Closterium sp. Naga37s-1, 1146 nucleotides. Lineage: Eukaryota; Viridiplantae; Streptophyta; Zygnematophyceae; Desmidiales; Closteriaceae. The record is from the annotation of a GenBank genome assembly.
AUGAAAAAACUCAAACCGGUUCAACUCGAACCAGGUGUAACCGCUUGCAAAUCAAACCGAACCGGUUCUCCCCCACUCCCCCUUGCCCCCGUUUCUCCCCCACUCCCCCUUGCCCCCGUUUCUCCCCCACUACCCCUUGCCCCCGUUUCUCCCCCACUUCCCCUUGCCCCCGUUUCUCCCCCACUUCCCCUUGCCCCCGUUUCUCCCCCACUACCCCUUGCCCCCGUUUCUCCCCCACUUCCCCUUGCCCCCGUUUCUCCCCCACUUCCCCUUGCCCCCGUUUCUCCCCCACUUCCCAUUGCCCCCGUUUCUCCCCCACUUCCCCUUGCCCCCGUUUCUCCCCCACUUCCCCUUGCCCCCGUUUCUCCCCCACUUCCCCUUGCCCCCGUUUCUCCCCCACUUCCCCUUGCCCCCGUUUCUCCCCCACUACCCCUUGCCCCCAUUUCUCCCCCACUACCCCUUGCCCCCGUUUCUCCCCCACUACCCCUUGCCCUCGUUUCUCCCCCACUCCCCCUUGCCCCCAUUUCUCCCCCACUACCCCUUUCCACCGUUUCUCCCCCACUUUCUUCCCCACUUCUCCUGGCCCCGUUUCUCCCAUUGAUCCCCCUUCCUCCGCUCCCCCACUUUCCCCUGGCCCCAUUUCUCAUCCACUCCCCCUUGCCCCCGUUUUCUCCCCCUCUCCCCCCUGCUCCCAUCUCCCCGUUGCUCCCCCCGCUACCACGGUGCCCCCUCUCUCCCAUUCUUCCCCCUACCACGGUUUCUCCCACACUCCCCCCUGCUCCCAUCUCUCCCCCCGUCGCUUCACUCACAUCACUCCCCCCAUCCUGCGGUGCUCCCCCCGUCGCUCCCCCCCUUGUUACCACCGCUGCUCCCCCGUCGCUCCCCCGCUACUUCCCCCACUGCUCCCCCGUCGCUCCCCUCUCUACUUCCCCCGCUGCUCUCCCCGUUGAUCCCCCCUCUACUUCCCCCGAUUCUCCCCGUUGCUCCCCCCGCUGUUACCCCCGCUGCUCUCCCCGUUGCUCCCCCCUCUACUUCCCCCCUCUCCCCGUUGCCCCCCUCUCUACUUCCCCCGCUGCUCUCCCCGUUGCCCCCCUCUCUACUUCCCCCGCUGCUCUCCCCGUUGCUUCCCCCACGCAGUUUUGCUGA